CAACUCAUCCAUCUUCUGGAUAAGCUCUCUCUCCAUCUCCUCACAUUUCUUCUCAAAGCAAAAAAUAUCUUUAAUUAUGUCAUAAUGUAAACUUUAGAAUAUUUCAUCAGAUAUCUCUUCCUUCGAAAAGAUUUAAAAACACACACACAAAAGAAUGGCAGCUCUAGCAUCAAACCCUCAGAUGUUAACGAGACAAGGUCACAGUAAUUACAAAAAGGAACAAUUCUGGAGGAAAGAGAGUUUGAAUACGGAGAAGAAGUGUGGGUUUUUCUGUGUGAAGGUUUACAAUCAUGAAAAGCUUGGGAGGUCACAAGUAGAAAAAGAGUGGAGGUUAAAAGCUUUUUGGUCAAACGUAUCACAGCCUGAGACUGUGGAGAUGGUACCCAUUAAUGACGUUGAUGAGCUUGAAGCUGUUCUCUCCGACGCACGCAACCUCUCUCAGCCUAUCAUCAUCGAAUGGAUGGCUUCUUGGUGUCGGAAAUGUAUUUACUUGAAGCCUAAGUUGGAGAAAUUGGCAGCGGAAUAUAAUAACAGAACAAAGUUUUACUACGUGGAUGUGAACAAGGUCCCUCAAACUUUGGUGAAGCGUGGCAACAUCUCGUUUUCCAUACUCAUGUAUAAUGCAGAAAAUGCCUACCAUUCAGUUGUGGAAGGAAGGGGAGAUGCAAGAGGAAGUGAUAGGAGGUCACAAAGGAUGGCUUGUUAUUGAAGAAGUCAGAGAAUUGAUCAACAAAUAUGUCUGAUUCUCUUCUUUUUUUUUCUCUUCCUCAUCUUUUCUGUUAAUUUGUACAGUAGUUUUUAAAAUUUGCAUUUUUGAUAUUUGAGACAUAUAGAAUGGAGAAAGAGAACUAAAAAUGAUAAGCUGUGUUUUCAGUU
Molecule: messenger RNA, 876 nt
Organism: Raphanus sativus (radish)
Lineage: Eukaryota; Viridiplantae; Streptophyta; Magnoliopsida; Brassicales; Brassicaceae
Product: thioredoxin-like 3-1, chloroplastic
Exons: 5
Coding region: 155-709 (184 amino acids)
Cellular component (GO): chloroplast stroma
Source: RefSeq, a predicted model, not a curated record